AUGCGCGUCUUUCCGGCGCUGCUGCGGCGCCGUCGGCACCCUUCGCGCGGCUCGCCUCACCGCCUUGCGCCAUCUGCGCCGCUGCGCUCGACGCCUCUCUCUGUGUCUCUCUCCGAUCCGCCGUUUGUGUUCUUCCCUGCGUUCGUCGCGUGGCUCGCAGGCCUCUCGCCGGCGCAAGCCACUUCGCUCCUCCUGCAGGCCUCGGUUCGUCUGCGCCGCGGAUGCGGAGAUGACGCCGAGCGCCCCGCAGUCGACUGCUGGGAGGCUGCGCUGCUCAGAGAGGCUGGAAGGGAGGAGCCUGGGCGGUCGCAGCGCAGCCGGGACCGCGCCGUGCGCGAAGAGGCCCUGCGUGCGGGCUUCUCGCCCGGCGACCUGAAGGCCGUGGAGAAGGCGCUCUUUCGACUUGUCUCCCAGCAAUUCCUUCUCUUCGACUUCCUCGCCUCGAAAGACGCGUACGGGGGGCCUGCCGACCCGCCGUGGACCGCGCCACUCGCUGCGUGCGCUGCAUGCGAGGCAACUCUCGGGCCGCGAUGCGCCUUCGACCCUCUCCUUUCCGACCGAUGCAUGCCGCUGUAUGGCGGCGACCGGGACAUUCCCCUCGGAGACGCUCAAGCAGUCCCGGCGGCCGAGAGACUGCCGCGGCGACUCCAGGGGGGUGACUGCGCCGACGGGAACGUGGUGGAGGACGGGCUGGCGCCUAGAGAUGCCGAGGUGUUUGUCGGGGGGCAGGGCGAGCUUCAGAGUUUCGGUCGAGGCGAGGAAGGGGACCGAAAGAUUUUCUGGUCACGGACAGGACCUGUGGAUGCGCGGCGGAGCGGGCGCGUCUUGGGAGUCUCCCCAGACGAAGACCUCUCUGUCGAUGGAUUCCCCCGUGGUCUGGUGUCUCUUCCGCCCACGGUAUGGCGGCUCCUGCGUCGAGGCUUCUUCUCCCUGGACCCGCGCUUCGUUCUCCACCUGCUGCUCCUGCCGCAGGUCCACCGGAAAUGGAUUCUGCCCGUCUCGCCGGGUGCGCCGGAGGAGUUCGCGACCGAAGGAUGCGAGGCGUUUUCUGCAGCGUCAAACCAGGAGGCGCCGCGGACGCGCCGCGUCCUGCAGAGCAUCGGCCUCCGGAUCUUCCUCCGCUUGUUUCGCAAGCACAAGUCGCACGACCUCGAGCGCGCGGUCUGCGCCGCUCUUGCGACCCAGGCGAACUGCGCGCUCGCCGCGGUGUGCAGACAGCUGGACAACCUGCGGCGGGUAGCACAGUACCUCGCGCUCGCGGUCCGCCAGCAGCGGCGGCUCCUCGCGGAAACCUGCAACUCCGUCGGGCACCUCCCGCCACACUUGUUCGGGAAGUUCCUCAGCCCCUUCUCCUGGACGAAGCAGACGCCCGAGAUCGCGCUCUCUGUCCUCACAGACAUUGCCGUGCGGGCAGCGGUCUCGGGAUGGGAGGGCAGCGACGAGGAGAGAAGCGACAGCGACGAGGCCAGCAGACGAGGCAGUCCGCGUGCUUCCUUCGGGUGGCCGCAACAACACCCAGUUGGCGCCGACGCGCGGGGCGGGCAGACCGCACCCAGGCCCACCGCCGCCGACUCUGCCGGUGUUUUCCCAGGUGUAUGUACACCCGACGGCGCGCCGCUCGCUGUGGCGGUCGCGGUCGACGUUUUAACUCCGGGAUUUCUGGGCCCUGCGCUCGGAUACACCUACUGGCGGUUGUUUUUUCUGUUGCAGCACGACAUGCAGAUCCCGUUGGCCGCGGGCUUUCACGUUGAGGCUGCUCGCUUGGCGGCGUGGAACCGAGGACGAGAAGGCCCGCAGCUCGACGUUUCUCACGGGCCGCGCGCGAGGCUGGAGACGCACCCCGUCCAUCUGCGCAGGAGCGCGAGCGCAAGGCCGACAUCGCCGAAGAGCACAGGACGUUUCUUCGCGAAAACGUCUUGGCGCUCGGCGGGUCGCGUGACCUGUGAAAGCUCGGAUGGUUUGGCGCCCUCGCCCGCGGUCUGGUCCGCGUCGCCCUCGUGUCUUUCGCCGCUCGCGGCUUCGCCCAGGGCGCCUCUUUGCUGCUUCGGGUGUAUAGACGCCGUGGUCCAGCAGCUGCUCACGUUCAUGUUCGCCGUCCCUGCGCGCCCCGCUGACCGCGAGGCUGCUCUCUCCGCCUCUGCGCGCACCCAGCGCUGGUGCGGAGUUCGUCAUCGAGAGCGCAGCAGAGUCCGCGAAAAGGGGCAGAGAGAGUGGCGGCGGGAGGUCGCGCGCGCGGCGCAGGAAGCGGCAACUUUUCAGAUCCCCGCGUGGUGUAUGUACAGCAGCUCCGUCGUCCUCGAGAGGUGGACUGCGCUCUGUGGGGGCGUCGCCGGUCUGGGGAGGAACGCGACGGGGGCCUCAGGGCCUCUCGACUUCGAAUUGCUUCGCCAGCGCGUCUGCCUGCAUGCAGCGCGGCUCCGGGCCAAGGCUCGCGUGGAGCCGGAGCCGGAGCCGGCAGCGAACGAGGAAGUCGAGCCUUCAGAGUCUGCGCGUCGGGAAGGACAGCGGGAGAGCGACCGCGCAGCCAGAGACUGGAGGAAAGAUGCCACGGACAGUGGAGGGUCCGAAGCGGCAGGGGCGCGCGAGAGAGAAGCAGGAACAGUGCAGCGGUCGGAAAAGGCGGUGAGAGGCCAAGGAGAGGCAGCGGGCUCUCGCUUGGGGAUGCCUGCCAAUCUGACAGUACACUCGAGACCUGGACACGAACGUUCAGGUAGGGACAGAGAAGAGGGAGAAGAGAGAAAAGAGAGAAAAGGGAUGGAGGACGAGGACACAAACGAAGGGGUGACGGAUGCGCCAAAAAUCGAUCUCGUGUUGACAGAGGCGGAAGCGACUGCAGGUUUGCAUGCGUUUCUCUCCUUUCUUUUCUGUUUCUCGUCUCCUCGACUCUUCCGGCUUGCCCUCGUCCACCUCUGGGACCUCAGCCACGCCGUCGGCUGCAGAACCGGCACAGCCCGCGCGAGCGACCAGCGGCGUCUGGCGACGUUGGGCCUGUCGCCCGCCGCGCGGGGUGUACGUACACCGGAGCCCCAGGGGUGCAAGGGCUGUCGCGCGCCGUCCAGAGACGAGCGGGGAUGCGAGGCGGAAGCCUCGGCCAAGGAGCCGACUCAGGGGACAGCAUGCGGUGUAUGGACACCGCAGAGUGAAGAGGGGCGAGGACGAGGGACUGGCGUUUGCGGAGCCCCGUCGGAGAGGCCUCGACGGACACGAGGCGAGGCCCGGGGGGACCGGGAAGGAGACACCUCUUGCGCGGACCUGCCGGUUUUCUUCGGCGCCAUCGAGAGCGCUUUGCUGGAAGCUCUGUUUCACCUAGAUCUUCCCGAAACCGGUGACCACGCGCCUCUCCGUUCUCCGCGAGACUUGACUAAGAGAGCCCAGUGUUCGGUAGAGGAAGCUCAGGCAGAGGACUCCCGGAAAACAGAAGAAUCUGCAUUUUGCAGCAGGGGCAGCCGAGUCUCCGGCAGCUUCGUCGAGGGCGGACAAGUCGAAACAGUGGAGAGCAAGAACUCGAAGUGCGCGAAAGAAAACGCCGAAGAAACGAGUAAACCGGUUUCUGGGCGACGGAAGCGAGACGCGGAAGAUGUGCCUAACGAACGGGUUGAGCGAAGUCAGAAGGAAAAAGGAAGCAGCAGAGAAGGGAAGGAGAAACUGUGCAGUGACGCGCGGGCCGCAGCGCAGGCAAGUGUUUUCCUCUCGCAGUGCUGCUCCUUCGCAAGGGCGCUUUGCUCGAAGCCGCUUCGGCGCUGUGGGACGAGAAAAAACAUGGCGAGAUGA
Toxoplasma gondii ME49 is the source of this 3771-nucleotide messenger RNA. RefSeq lists its product as hypothetical. Lineage: Eukaryota; Apicomplexa; Conoidasida; Eucoccidiorida; Sarcocystidae. The transcript is spliced from 2 exons. Bases 1 to 3771 code for a protein of 1256 amino acids. The record is from RefSeq and is a predicted model, not a curated record.